AUACUUCUCCUUUAGUUAUCAGAGUAUUACUAUUAAUUGUUAUUAUUUUCACUGACUUGAAUGCUUAACAGAUUUGUAUACUGAUAUAUUGUAUAUGUAUUGUUUAUAUUAUACUAAUUACCCAACCUCAAAAUACUCUUCAUUUUUAUGUUUCACUAAACAAACAGCCACCUUGUUACGUGGUCUGGGUAUACGUGAAUUAAUACCAGAAUUUAAGAAAAGAAAUAUAUCAACUGAUGUACUACAUGAGCUUAGUACAGAAGAACUAAUAAUAUUAGGUGUUGAUCCUCAAAAGGCUGAAGAACUGAAAAAUACUUUAAAUGUCAAAAAAAGAAAGUUUAAAAUUACACAGACAAAUGUUCAAGACAGGCUCCAACAUUUUCUUGAAAUAAUUAAUCACGGAGAACAGCAAUUGUCUCUGAUACAGGCAUUUGUAGCAUAUUGUAGAUUAAGACUCACAAAAGAAAGAAUUAACAUUUUUAUUGAUCCUGAUAAAUGUUUGAGUGCUUCUGAAGUAUUGCCUGUAUCUGUUAGUGCAACAUUAGCAGAAGUGAAAGAAGCGCAAAAAAAUCUUUCUCAACUUCAGGAAUUAAUUCUAAGGCUCAGUCGCAAUAAGAUGGACGGUGGAGCGUACGGUGGAGGAAAGGCUGGAGCCCCUUUCGAUCCCAUUGCCUUCGUCCAAAGGCCUCAAGUCAUCUUAAGAGUAGUAUGCCUGCUGUUCGCAAUAAUUGUGUUCGGAUGCAUAAGCAACAAGGGGUACAAGACAGGACCAGACGAAAAAGAGGUGUGCCUCUACAACGAGGAUCACAAUGCUUGCAAUUAUGGAAUAGGAAUUGGAGUUCUCGCCUUCCUUGCAAGUAUCGGAUUCCUUGCUGGGGAAUACCUCUUCGAGCAGAUGUCCUCCGUUAAGACCAGGAAACACUUUGUUCUUCUUGAUUUAGGCUUUUCAGGCUUCUGGGCAUUCCUCUAUUUCGUCGGAUUCUGUUAUUUAACCAAUGCUUGGAAUAACUCGAAAACACCGGAGGACAAUUAUGGCGUGAACAAUGUCCAAAGCGCCAUCGCUUUCUCCUUCUUCUCCAUUUUCACCUGGGCUGGCUGUGCCUGGUUCGCCUUCCAAAGAUUCAAGCAAGGAACCGAUGCUGCUUUUGCACCCAGUUACGAAGCUGAUCCAGUUGGUGGAACAGGAUAUACAAGUUACCCUGACGCGACUGAUACAGGCUAUCAAGAGCCACCAUUUGGACAGCAACAACAACAGCAACAGCAACAGCGAAUGCCUGAUUUCCGAGCCCCGACUUACUAACCCUUUCACACCUAAUUUAACGCUCUCGACACAACGCAAGAAAAUAAAUAGAAAAAAAGAAGAUAGAAGCUCUGUGAAGAGACAUUGAAUAAUGUCGAUAAAGUAAAUUUUCAUAGUACGACAACUAGUGAUUGAAGAGGGGACAAGAAAACGGGCAAACGAGGGAAACAAAGAAGCAGGCUAGCAGAAGAUAAGAAGGGAGAGAAAGGGAGAAUGUUCACGUAUAUAUGUAUGUGUGCCUGAGCGUGCGUGUACAUGUGUGAAAGAGAAGAGAAAUACUGAAUGAAUGUGUACAAGCAAAAAAAAAAAGAAACAACAAAA
Osmia lignaria (orchard mason bee) is the source of this 1621-nucleotide messenger RNA. RefSeq names its product synaptogyrin (gene Syngr). Gene Ontology annotation, cellular component: neuromuscular junction; synaptic vesicle membrane. The record is from RefSeq and is a predicted model, not a curated record. NCBI's taxonomy places the organism in Eukaryota, Metazoa, Arthropoda, Insecta, Hymenoptera, Megachilidae.